Molecule: messenger RNA, 1564 nt
Organism: Durio zibethinus
Lineage: Eukaryota; Viridiplantae; Streptophyta; Magnoliopsida; Malvales; Malvaceae
Source: RefSeq, a predicted model, not a curated record
ACAUGGGUUGGAAUCGUUGGUCGAAUUAUGCAAAGAAUCUCUCUCCAUUAUCCCAAAAUUUUAUAACCAAUGCAACCCCACCGAAAAUGAACCAUGAAACAGCAAGCACCACCAUCCUAAUUGUCCAAAGGAAAUUCGAGUCCAAAAUUUAACACACGUGCCACAAAAAUCCAGACAGCGCAACUCCUACGUGGGAUCCUCCGAUCCACAUUUCACACGCACUAGAUUUUCCCAAGCUUUUACAGAAGACAAUAAUAAUAUUCUUAAAAUAAAAAUUAGUUUCCUGUUUUCUUCAACGAAUGGGAAAGUAGUGUUUCUGGUGUUUUCUCAAUGGCUCUCCUUCAGCUAAUCCCUUCCCAUUCUUCAUCUUCGCUCACUCACCAACCUCUGAUAAACCCCAAAGCAGCCAAUCCUUCUCUUUUAAACCCUAAAUUGAAGCCCUUUUCAAAGUCAUCUUCUCGCUCUCAAUCGCGCAGAUUCCAUAGGCUCAACUCCCUCCAGUGUUCCGCUUCCUCUUUCCCCGAGAAACACCACAGUAAUCCUCCUAAACCAGACGACGUCGCAGAGCUCCCUCUAUUUCCUCUUCCCUUAGUUCUCUUCCCCGGCGCUAUCCUCCCACUACAGAUCUUCGAGUUCCGUUACCGCAUUAUGAUGCACACGCUCCUCCACACCGACCUCCGCUUUGGCGUAAUUUACUCCGACGCCGUCUCCGGCACCGCAGACGUCGGAUGCGUCGGCGAGAUAGUCAAACACGAACGUCUCGUCGAUGACCGCUUCUUCCUCAUUUGUAAAGGCCAGGAACGGUUCCGUGUCACCAACAUCGUCCGUACGAAGCCGUAUCUCGUCGCGGAAGUCAACUGGCUCGAAGACCGACCCUCCGGCGACGAAGAUUUAGAAGGAUUAGCCAAUGAAGUGGAGAGUUACAUGAAAGACGUGAUUCGGUUAUCGAAUCGGCUUAACGGGAAACCGGAAAAGGAAGCGCAGGAUUUGAGGAGGAACCUAUUUCCGACGCCGUUUUCUUUUUUUGUAGGGAGCACAUUCGAAGGGGCGCCUAGAGAGCAACAAGCUUUGCUGGAGUUGGAAGAUACGGCGGCCAGGUUAAAAAGAGAGAAGGAAACUUUAAGGAACACUCUCAAUUACUUGUCCGCCGCAUCGGCUGUGAAAGACGUGUUUCCCUCUUCAUGACGAGGAAUUUGAGUAAAUUUAAGCGAACUUUGUUGAGAAUUUGGUGAAUAUAUAGACGUUUUUGAUGCAUAAUUUGUUAUACACGAAUCUGUAAAUUGUUGAUAUGGAAUCUCUGCUUGUUUUUUACUACUAGUUGUUAGAAUCUUGAAUGAAUUAUUAUUGCACAAAAGCUAGUCUUUUUGGAUAUGUCUUGUUCUUUAUUAUAUUGCAUCUUGUUGGAUUCUUAAGCUUGGAGUGGAUUGAAGGGAAAUAAAAACUAGCUCAGUUUCCAAGCCGUGGAUUUUGUUCUUCACACACUUUGUUAGUGUGUUCUACGCUGAUCCAUCGCAGUAUGGACAAAGGAGAGUUCUCAUCUCUGGCUCCAUUCAUUAUUCCAGAA